Rana temporaria (common frog) is the source of this 629-nucleotide messenger RNA. It is a transcript of the gene PDXK, whose product is annotated as pyridoxal kinase. The record is from RefSeq and is a predicted model, not a curated record. Lineage: Eukaryota; Metazoa; Chordata; Amphibia; Anura; Ranidae. The transcript has 2 exons. The coding region runs from base 13 to 273 and encodes 86 amino acids.
GUGGUUGGUUGAAUGAUGGAGAAUCAAUCGUAUGUCGGAUACACUGCAGUCACACACCCGGAGUAUUAUCUAAUGAAGUGUAUUUGGUUGCAGUUGGCGUGUGAGAAGACGGUUUCAGCCAUGCACCACGUCCUGCAGAGGACCAUCAACAGCGCCCGCGCUCUCGCCGGCCCCGGAGUCCGACCUUCCUAUGCCCAGCUGGAACUUAGGAUGGUGCAGAGCAAAAAGGACAUUGAGAACCCGGAGCUUGUGGUCACCAGCACUGUACUAUAAAAGUCCUACCUAGGAUGGAAAAACUUUGGGACCAACAUAGAGACUUCACACCCAACCCACUGAGUGACCCCCGGGGGUCCGCUACAGAUCAUGUUGGCCUCCCGGAGAAUGGGGAGGGACCCCCCCCCCCACAGCUGGAACUGACAUUUGGAGCUCAGGGGUCCUUCUCCAGGUCUAUAGGGGGCUUCCAGUCCUGUGUGCCAUACACUCACCAGCAACCAGAGCGGGGGAGGGGGUCACUAUAUCACUAAAAUGGGGCUCGGGGGGGAACCUGCGUGGUGUGGGAGUUCAUCAUCUCCUGGAACAAGCGCUGUUGGUUUUAGCUGCACAUAAUAAAGAGUUUAUUAUAGAGAUCA